GCAUGCAUUGCUGACAGUGCAGCCGGGAGCCUGGAGGAGUUCGGCAGGGGGAGGGGAGGCGGCUGGCUGGGCUGGGCUGGGCGCUGCUGCUGGGGGGAUCCAGCCUGCUUGCCGGGGGGCGAGCACAGGAGAGUCCUCCCCUCCCUCCGCCGCCGCCUCCAGCUCGCCGGUCCCCCGGUCUCCCUGCCCGUCCAUCCUUCCCAUCCCCGGACACAUGGAACUGCUGUGCGUGGAAGGGGUGAUCCGGGCGAAGCGAGACCCGCAGUUGUUAAGUGACCGGCGCGUUCUGCAGAAUCUCCUAAGCCAGGAAGAGCGCUACAGCCCCCGUGCCUCUUACUUUCAGUGCGUGCAGAAAGAGAUCCAGCCCUACAUGCGGAAGAUGUUGGCUUUCUGGAUGUUGGAGGUUUGUGAGGAACAGAAGUGUGAAGAAGAGGUUUUUCCCUUGGCCAUGAAUUAUGUGGACCGCUACCUGUCCUGUGUGCCCACUCGCAAAAGCCACUUGCAGCUUUUGGGUGCUGUUUGUAUGCUUCUGGCCUCUAAGUUGCGAGAGACCAUUCCACUGACUGUGGAGAAGCUCUGCAUUUAUACAGACAAUUCUGUUGCACAACGUCAAGUUUUGGACUGGGAGGUUUUAGUCCUAGAGAAGCUAAAGUGGGAUCUAGUUUCUGUAAUAGCAAAUGACUUCUUGGAUCAUAUUCUCCAGCGGCUUCCACUUCCCCAGAUUAAAGUGGACUUGGUGAAGAAACAUGCACAGACGUUCAUUGCAUUGUGUGCUACAGAUUACACGUUUGCCAUGUAUCCACCAUCUAUGAUUGCCACAGGUAGUAUCGGAGCAGCAGUCCAUGGUCUCUCUGCCUCAUCUGAUUGUAUUUCUGGUGAGGAGCUUACAGAACUGCUUGCUAGCAUUACCGGCACAGAAGUGGACUGCCUGAAAGCUUGCCAAGAGCAGAUUGAAGCUGCCUUAGCAGAGAACCUGAAGCAGCCCUCCCAGCAUCCACAGGAAUACAGACCAGUCAAGAAUUCUGUUUACGAAGACAGCCAGGAAGUCAUCUUGACCAGCACUCCUACAGAUGUCACAGACAUCAACCUGUGACCAACUCUUCCCAGCAAGUAGAACUUCACAAAAGAGGCCCCCUGAAACAUUUUGCACAUGUCCGCUGAAGUACAUGGAGAAAUGAACAUAUAUUCCCAAAUAAUAAAAAUGGCAUUGGAGGGGCUUAGAUAAAUUAUGUGGGUCUCAAAAGGGAAUUGUCAUCUUGUCUUUAGGACUGUUUUGGACUUACUACUCUGUCUUUCCUAGGCUCAGGGGUGCUUUCUGUGAUGGGUGAGCCAUAUUUAAGCUUGGGAAAGAUAAGCAAGCUUCAUGUUGGUUAAAAAAGUUCAUCAGUUACGUUUGCUUUGUUGGUGGGGCACUGCUGAUCACUGCCAUUUUGUCCGUAUCAUUGCGAUGUGCUUGUUGCAUGUAUGUCAAUAAAGAAAACGCACUUUGAUAUUUAAACCAUAUUUGCCUUCCUUGAGGAAGUUCAAUAUUCACUCAAGACUUCCUCAUGCUGCCAUAUAUGGGCCCAAACUAUCUAGGGUGGCGCUGGAGUGCUUUGCCUAUUUUAUUCAGUGCCACUGAAAUCAGUUGUUGGUCUCGAAGGUGCCACUGGACUCAAAUCCUACUGAAGUCUUAGUUCUCCUUUGAAGGUUAUACUAGCACAACAAGCUCUCCAACUGCCACUUUCAGGGGAAGACAUUUGGACUUUUUUUUUCCUUUAGGUGCUAAUACAAUAGUGUUAGUGAAAGCUUGCUGGUAGAAAUUUCCUCCAUGCUCAGUGGAUGACUGCUUCCUGCUGCUCCCAAUUGCCUGUAGUCACUCACUUCUAUGAGAAGCAUGAGCUCUGUUGUUGGGAAGACGCUUUAGGAAGCAAUGAGGGGUGGGGACUUGGUAGAGUAUGUUGUCCUGGUCCAGCAUUCCUUGUCAUAUCAAAUAGUGCCUUAAUGUCUUUUAUAAAUUCUGCUUCUAGGAGAAUUACUUUGGGUUUCUUACUUGGGAGCAAUUAAGUCAAUGCCUGGAUUCCUCACAUUCUGAGUAUACUCAACAAGUGCUGCUAUAAGUAUAUGUAAAAAUCCCUUUGACUUUUCUCUCUCUCACACACACACACACACACAUAAAUAAAAGCAGGAAAGUUACAUGCAAAAGGAUGGAUGCAUGAUGGGAGCAUGAAGGCAAAAUAACUUACCUGCUGUCUUUCACUUAAAAGUUUACAAUGUCAUGAGCUGCAGACUGCACUGGAGUGUUCUAUUGUUCAGGAAAAAAGCCUUUUUCUUAAUGCUGCUUUUAUAGUAGAUUACUUUGGAGAAGUAUUUUAUUAGGUGUGGGUGUAUUAUAGAAAUGGGAGCAAAACUUGCCUUUUGUAUUCUGGUGAUAUUCCAUUCUUGUCCUCCAGCGGGGAAAGAUACGUAAAUUAAUGCUACUUAAGUCGCCACUGGAGAUCACUGCAUUUGUCAAGGAAAGCUUUUUCCAUUGUGCUUAAGCCCAAUAGGCCACAAUUAAUGUGCCAUCAACACUGAUGAAUGAAAAGUCUGUUUAUACUUGGUAGAAGUUUAGAGAGAAGGGGGGGGGGAAAUGCAGAUUAUGGAUGCUGAUAUAUAUAUCUAUAUUAGAGCUUUAAAUAAAGUUUGAUAAUAUGGUAUUAACUGUCAGUCGAACACCUGUUGGGAAAAAUAUUUUAUGAUGUUGCAAUAAAAGAAUUUUA
Molecule: messenger RNA, 2741 nt
Organism: Eublepharis macularius
Lineage: Eukaryota; Metazoa; Chordata; Lepidosauria; Squamata; Eublepharidae
Gene: CCND3
Product: cyclin D3
Exons: 5
Coding region: 215-1093 (292 amino acids)
Biological process (GO): positive regulation of G1/S transition of mitotic cell cycle; mitotic cell cycle phase transition; regulation of cyclin-dependent protein serine/threonine kinase activity
Cellular component (GO): cyclin-dependent protein kinase holoenzyme complex; nucleus; cytoplasm
Molecular function (GO): cyclin-dependent protein serine/threonine kinase regulator activity
Source: RefSeq, a predicted model, not a curated record